Messenger RNA from Didymodactylos carnosus, 399 nucleotides. NCBI's taxonomy places the organism in Eukaryota, Metazoa, Rotifera, Eurotatoria, Philodinida, Philodinidae. The record is from the annotation of a GenBank genome assembly.
AUGUUUGUCGCGUUUAUAUUAUUUAUUUUGCUAGAACAGUGUGCCUGCCCAUAUAUAACACCGUUUGAUAUUCUUAGUACGACAUACCGUGACUUUGAAAACGUUUAUAAUCAAGGAAAUGCAAAAGAAAUUGCACAACGAUUUUUUACAAAAGAUGCAAAGUUUAUAUCAUUUGAUAAAAACACAUAUGAAGGUCAAGAACAAAUAGAAAAAGCUUAUCAAGGUGCGAUAGAUGCUGGUUCAAAAAACUUUCAGUUAACACCAUCGACUAUUCAUGUGGCUGGUCCAUAUUUAAUAGCCACAGGCCAUUAUAAGAGUACAAUAGCUGCUGGAAAUUUUCAAGAAAUAUGGAAACAAGAAAAGGGAGAAUGGCUUUUGUUUAUUGUUAUUAUUAAUUAA